This is a messenger RNA of Mesitornis unicolor (brown roatelo), 1275 nucleotides long. RefSeq names its product protein phosphatase, Mg2+/Mn2+ dependent, 1J (gene PPM1J). Gene Ontology annotation, biological process: protein dephosphorylation. The transcript has 9 exons. Gene Ontology annotation, molecular function: protein serine/threonine phosphatase activity. The annotation marks the transcript as partial. Lineage: Eukaryota; Metazoa; Chordata; Aves; Mesitornithiformes; Mesitornithidae. The record is from RefSeq and is a predicted model, not a curated record.
AGAAAGAGCCUUUACGCUUUGUUUCCUCCUGGCAGGGUGAUAAAUGCAGGGAAGAGUCAGCACAACGAGGACCAGGCGUGCUGCGAGGUGGUGUUUGUGGAGAGGAGACCCAGCCCGAGGGGUCAGCUGCCGUCCAGGGAAGGCGUUGGGGAGCUGGAUGGGGGCAGGAAGGGUUUCUAUUUCCACUACUGGGCCCUGUUUGAUGGCCACGCAGGCAGCGGUGCUGCUGUCCUGUCAUCCAAGCGGCUCCACCUGCACAUCUGCGAUCAGCUCCGGGACCUCGUGGACAUCCUGCAGGACCCCUCCCCACCUCCCAUCUGUCUCCCGCACGAUGCCAGGGCCAGCACUGUGGAGCCAAGCCAGGUACCCCUUGCAGAAGAUGAUGGGGAGGUCCCCAACGAUGCUGUGCCACGGUUUCACCUGGAGAAAGUGGUGUCUCAUGAGAGCCUGGUGAUCGGUGCCAUUGAAAAUGCCUUCAAGCACAUGGAUGACCAGAUCGAGCAGGAGCGAGCAUCCCAGCACCUGUCCGGGGGCUGCUGCGCCCUGGCUGCCGUGUACCUCAUGGGCAAGUUCUAUGUGGCCAAUGCCGGCGACAGCAGGGCCAUUAUCAUCCGUAACGGGGAAAUCAUUCCAAUGUCCAGGGAAUUUACUCCAGAGACAGAGAGGCAGAGGCUGCAGUUUUUAGCGUUCCUGAGGCCAGAGCUGCUGGGGAAGGAGUUCACGCACCUCGAGUUCCCUCGCAGGAUCCAUCCCAAGGAGCUGGGGAAGAAGAUGCUGUACAGAGACCAAAGCAUGAGCGGCUGGGCUUACAAAAAGAUUGAAGAGGAUGACCUGAAGUUUCCACUUAUCUAUGGGGAAGGCAAAAAGGCUCGGGUGAUGGCCACGAUUGGGGUCACACGGGGUCUGGGAGACCACGACCUCAGGGUGUUCAGCUCCAACAUCCGCAUCAAGCCUUUCCUGUCCUGCUUCCCAGAGGUCAGGGUUUACGACCUGACACAGUACGAGCACUGCCCUGAUGAUGUUCUGGUCCUGGGCACUGAUGGGCUCUGGGAUGUCACCAACGACAAGGAGGUAGCCGAUGUGGUGAUGGAGGUGCUGACAAGCUAUGAGCCCAAUGACCCAUGCAGGUACACUAUGGUGGCCCAGGAGCUGGUGAUGCGGUCCCGGGGGGUGCUGAAGGAGCGAGGCUGGCGGCUCCCCAAUGACAAGCUGGGCUCCGGCGAUGACAUCUCCGUCUUCGUGGUCCCUCUUGGUGGUCCAGGCAACUACACGUGA